Messenger RNA from Aspergillus wentii DTO 134E9, 996 nucleotides. RefSeq names its product putative RNA binding protein. The transcript is spliced from 6 exons. Bases 1 to 996 code for a protein of 331 amino acids. Lineage: Eukaryota; Fungi; Ascomycota; Eurotiomycetes; Eurotiales; Aspergillaceae. Gene Ontology annotation, cellular component: nucleus. Gene Ontology annotation, biological process: mRNA export from nucleus. Gene Ontology annotation, molecular function: mRNA binding. The record is from RefSeq and is a predicted model, not a curated record.
AUGGACCGUAGCCUGGAUGAGAUCAUCGCCGAGCGUCCUAAUACGCUUUUCAGCAGCAGAGGCAAAACCGUGGCGGCCGUCGCCCUCAAGGUCAAGGCCAGGGUCAAGGUCGUCGCCGUGAUGGCUGAUUGGGUCCACGACAAAUACGAAGACGACAGAGAGACACGCCCAUCCCGAGGCGCUCGCCGUCCGCGUGGUGACCGUUAUUCGCCGCCGCUGGAACACGGAAACGGUCCAUCGGGAUCUAAGAUUCGCGUCGAGAACAUCCAUUACGAUAUUACCGAGAGUGAUUUGGAGGAAUUGUUCAAUCAGAUUGGACCCGUGACCAACUUGUCGCUUGUCUACGACCGAGCAGGACGCUCCGAAGGUCUCGCCUUUGUUACCUACAACCGCGCCAGCGAUGCCAGAACCGCCAUUAGCGAAUUCGACGGUGCGAACGCCAAGGGUCAGCCGAUCCGUUUGACCCUUAUUGCCUCCGGUGCCGGAAGACGAGACCGCAACCCGUUUGACAAUGUUGAGAGACCGAGAGGAAGUCUGAUGGAUCGCGUCGAGCGACCUCGCGAUUCCCGGAGUCUUAGCCCGGGAGGCGACGGUGACGGCGAACGCCGUCGUGGUGGACGUCGUGGUGCUGCUGGUGGUGGACGCGGCCGACGCAGCGACGUAUCUAAGCCUGCUCCAGAAAACAUCGAUCGGUACGUACCCGGCCAGCGACAGCGCUCGCCGGCUCGCAGAGGCGGCAACGGACGCCGCCGCGAUGGCCGCCGCGACAACAAUACCAACGACAACAACCGAUCGGACGGCCGCCGCACAGUCAACGGCAGACCCCGGAAGACACAGGAAGAGCUCGACCAAGAGAUGGAAGACUACUGGGGUGGUGCUAACGGGGGUGCCGAAACGGCUGACAAGCCAGCCGCUGUCCCUGAGGAGCCACAGCAGGCUGCUGCACCGGCCACUACCGCGCCGGCUGGUGACGACGAUGUCGACAUGAUCGAGUAG